Messenger RNA from Closterium sp. NIES-65, 558 nucleotides. NCBI's taxonomy places the organism in Eukaryota, Viridiplantae, Streptophyta, Zygnematophyceae, Desmidiales, Closteriaceae. The record is from the annotation of a GenBank genome assembly.
AUGGCAAGCGGGAGAAUGGGUCGGGUGAUGAAAGGAGGGAGAAUGGGGCGGGGUGAUGGAAAGUGGAGAAUGGGGCGGGGUGAUGGAAGGAGGGAGAAUGGGCGGGGUGAUGGAAAGCGGGAGAAUGGGGCGGGGGUGAUGGAAAGCGGGAGAAUGGGGCAGGGUGAUGGAAAGCGGGAGAAUGGGGCGGGGAUGGAAAGCGGGAGAAUAGGGCGGGGUGUAGAAAGCGGGAGAAUGGGGCGGGGUGAUGGAAAGCGGGAGAAUGAGGCGGGGAGCAAGGGCGGGCAGGGGCAAGGGGGGCAGGGGUGGUGGAGGUGGAGGCGGGGGCGGCGGCGGUGGAGGGGGGUGGAGGGGGCGGGGGCGGUGGAGGAGGUGGGAGUGGCGCGGGUGGUGGGGGGGUCGGUGGCGGCACAGGGGGUGGUGGAGGCGGCGGCGGUGGAGGUGGUGAAAGUGGUUGUGCCAGUAGUGGCAGCGGUGGAGCGGGUGGCAGGCGCGGUGGAGCGGUACAGCGGGGGGGUUUGGCGGUGGCCAGAGGCAGCAACAGCAGCGUCCCGGUGA